This is a messenger RNA of Elgaria multicarinata webbii, 1454 nucleotides long. RefSeq names its product synaptotagmin 11 (gene SYT11). The transcript is spliced from 4 exons. Gene Ontology annotation, cellular component: axon; exocytic vesicle; synapse. The record is from RefSeq and is a predicted model, not a curated record. The coding region runs from base 114 to 1406 and encodes 430 amino acids. Gene Ontology annotation, biological process: vesicle fusion; calcium ion-regulated exocytosis of neurotransmitter; cellular response to calcium ion. Gene Ontology annotation, molecular function: calcium-dependent phospholipid binding; clathrin binding; phosphatidylserine binding. Lineage: Eukaryota; Metazoa; Chordata; Lepidosauria; Squamata; Anguidae.
CAGUCGCCUGCGCCUGCAUCUCUGUUGGGACUCAGAGCAUCCUCGGCGCCGGCAGAAGCAGCGCUGCCGCCGCAUCUGCUGAAGGGGCCUCCUGCGCGCGUCAGGCCGCCGCCAUGGCAGAGAUCGCCAGCGUCCGCCCCAGCUUCGAUGUCUCCCCGAUCGUGGCAGGCCUCAUCGGCGCCACUGUUUUGGUGGUGUCUGUCUCCGUCACCGUGUUUGUGUGGACGUGCUGCCACCAACAAGCCGAGAAGAAGCACAAGACCCCUCCUUACAAGUUCAUACACAUGCUGAAAGGCAUCAGCAUCUAUCCGGAGACACUGAGCAACAAGAAGAAAAUAAUACGGAUCCGGCGAGACAAGACGGGCACCGCCACGAAGGACGGAAGCGGCAACCUGCUGGUGGAUGCGGUGGAAGCCGGGUUAAUGGGGUCUGACAAAACGUCCAAUGGGUUAAGCCCGGUCCCUUGCAUCAACCAGCUUCCAAUCAAAGUGGAUUACGGAGAAGAACUCAGUCCGGAUCAAAGCUUGACUCCAGCAGGCAGCAAAACGUCCUCUCAGUCAUCCCCAGAAGAGGAGGUCAUGCUAGGGACGCUGACCUUCUCCGUGGACUACAACUUCCCAAAGAAGGCCUUGGUUGUGACCAUCCAAGAAGCCCACGGGCUGCCGGUCAUGGAUGAGCACAAUCAGGGCUCUGACCCCUACAUCAAGAUGACAAUCCUGCCAGACAAGAGGCACCGAGUGAAGACGCGCGUCCUUCGCAAGACCUUGGACCCCGUCUUCGACGAGACCUUCACCUUUUACGGGAUCCCCUACAGCCAGCUCCAGGACUUGGUGCUUCAUUUCCUGGUGCUGAGCUUCGACCGCUUUUCCCGAGACGACGUCAUCGGAGAGGUGAUGGUGCCACUCGCUGGGGUGGAUCCCAGCACCGGAAAGGUCCAUUUAACCAGGGAGAUAAUCAAAAGGAACAUACAGAAAUGCAUCAGCAGAGGGGAGCUGCAGGUGUCCUUGUCUUACCAGCCUGUCGCCCAGAGGAUGACUGUGGUAGUACUCAAGGCGAGACAUCUGCCCAAGAUGGACAUCACCGGUCUCUCAGGUAAUCCCUACGUCAAGGUGAACGUGUACUACGGCAGGAAGCGCAUUGCCAAAAAGAAGACUCACGUCAAGAAGUGCACUUUGAAUCCCAUCUUCAACGAGUCCUUCAUUUACGACAUCCCCGUGGAUCUCCUCCCCGACGUCAGCAUUGAGUUUCUGGUCAUCGACUUUGACCGCACCACGAAAAACGAGGUGGUCGGGCGGCUCAUCCUGGGGGCGCACAGCGUGACAGCGGGCGGCGUGGAACACUGGCGGGAAGUGUGCGAGAGCCCCCGGAAGCAAAUCGCCAAGUGGCACAGCUUGAGCGAAUAUUAGCAGGGUAAGCAGAGGGCGCUGAGCGCUUGGACGUAAAUCCCCACCCCA